Molecule: messenger RNA, 3930 nt
Organism: Helicoverpa armigera (cotton bollworm)
Lineage: Eukaryota; Metazoa; Arthropoda; Insecta; Lepidoptera; Noctuidae
Gene: Sec8
Product: Secretory 8
Exons: 18
Coding region: 123-3236 (1037 amino acids)
Biological process (GO): chemical synaptic transmission; Golgi to plasma membrane transport; exocytosis
Cellular component (GO): synapse; exocyst; growth cone membrane
Source: RefSeq, a predicted model, not a curated record
UUGACAACAGUCGUCGAGUUUGACGUUUUGAUGACGGAUUUGUUAUUGGGGGCGUAGUGAUAUCAUUAAUUUUUAUCACUGAAAUUAAGGAAAACACCGUAUUUAUUAGCAAAAUAUACACAAUGUCCUCUCCUCCUCCUACCAAACCCCCUCGGGGGGUCAAACAAGGAAAAGAAACAAGUGGUUUGCUGAUGUCAGUGAUCCGCACUCUCUCAGCAAGUGAAACAAAUGAACAGCGGGAGAAAGAGCGCGCCAAACUCGAGAAGGAGUACAAGAAGAGUGAUGCAAGACUUGAUGAGCUGGUGGAACAACAUGCACAGGAGAUCAUGGAUGUUAUGCAGAAAUUUGGCGCGGUUACAACAGCACUGUCAGUGUGGGGCCAGCACUGCGACGCGGUGGUCGCGCGACUCGGCGCGUGUCGCGGCUUGCUGCGGCUGCGGAGAGAUGAUCUGAGGAGACUGUGGGCGGAUGCUCGUACCCAUCAUUAUGCGCUACAGAUGUUGACUGAUAUUGAACGCGUAGUAGUAUCAGAGCGAGAAACCCGCGAGUCGCUGUCGGCGGGCCGCGUGCUCGCCGCCGCGCACACACUGAAGGCAGCUCUCGACACCGCCGACACUACGCUGUCGCAUGUCGACGCUCUCAACACUACGAGGCAGCAUUUACAGCAAAAGAAACGCGAGUUAGUGGAGGUGAUAGUCCGUCGCGUGAGUGAGGCGGUGUACCGCGACGAGCGGGCGCCGCUCACACGACGCGUGUCCGCGCGACGACGUACUGCGCUCUUACUGGCAGAAUUAACAAAAAGCGAAGAGGUAACGGAUGCAUACUUACAAGAAGUGACUCCGGAGUUCGAAGCCUCGUUGUCGGAGGAAGAUAAAACGUUUGAGACUACGGUCAUGAUAUCGCUUGAGGCUUUAGGCGUUUUGGAGCAGUUGAAAGAAGCCACUGAGAAAUUCAAAGUCCAAAUACAGAACGAACUUCUAGAAGUAAUAGACUCAGUUUCCCGCCGUAUAAUAGAGGAAGGCGAGGUUGAAGCUGAUGCUGAGCUAGACGAGGACGGAGAGAUGCCCGACAGCGAGGGAGUGACAGAGACGGGGAGACCGCUCGCGAGACUGGUUACGAGUUUAGGGGAGGAGUUUAGAGCUUGCGCUACUAGGAAUAAAAGAUUGUUACAACUAUGGAGAGCUUCGCUGCAGAAGUAUCGGCUGCCGGACACCUGUCUGCAUACUGAACAACAUUACUGGAGUGCUGUGCAACAAGUGCUACAACUGCUGCUAACAGAGUACCUAGAGAUAGAGAGUGUGAACUUAGCGGCACAACGUUCCGUCGCCGCAGUGACCGACACUACGGAGCUGCGGCUUGCAGACUAUUUCGCUAAGAAACGACCGCAGAGACGACGACCUAAACUGUUCAAGCUUUCAGGUCCCCCGGCGGUAUCGCCGAGCUUGUCAGCAAGACGUCACAACUACCCGCUGGUGUGUCGGCCGGAUCCCGCACACUUGCAUGCAGUGUUGCCAGCCUUGCAUCCUCUGUGUGCUCACAUCGAACCUGUUACUGGGGGCGGGGAGUGUUCUCUCCGCGCGUUCAUCACGGACUACGUGCGCUGCGGCGAGUCCGAGCGCCUCGCGUCCGCCGCCAGGCUGCACAUAGACGACGCCAUGCGGGCACCCAGCGCCUGGCGGGAGCGGGCGCCGCACCAGGGACCUGGGUCUCGUCAGCGCACAAUCUUCACAUGUUGCGGUACUGGGUGGCGAGCUGUCGCGGACACAGCGCUAGCCGCGCGUCGCUGCGGCGCGUGCGGCGGCUUGGAGGCUCUGCGCGCGACUGGCGCCGCCCUCGCCGCGCUCGCCACGCACUGCCGGGCGGCGCAUGCGCGGCUCUGUCCUACUACUGCACAAGGUACAGUGUGUCGGCACGUGCGGCGGCUUGGAGGCUCUGCGCGCGACUGGCGCCGCCCUCGCCGCGCUCGCCACGCACUGCCGGGCGGCGCAUGCGCGGCUCUGUCCUACUACUGCACAAGGUACAGUGUGUCGGCACGUGCGGCGGCUUGGAGGCUCUGCGCGCGACUGGCGCCGCCCUCGCCGCGCUCGCCACGCACUGCCGGGCGAUGCGCGGCUCUGUCCUACUACUGCACAAGGUACAGUGUGUCGGCACGUGCGGCGGCUUGGAGGCUCUGCGCGCGACUGGCGCCGCCCUCGCCGCGCUCGCCACGCACUGCCGGGCGGCGCAUGCGCGGCUCUGUCCUACUACUGCACAAGGUACAGUGUGUCGGCACGUGCGCCCAAGCCGAGCCUCGCGAAAUAAGUCACGAGCUGCCAUCAAGACCACCAAGAGCUCAAAAGUGGUUGGCCGAUGACGACAUCGUAAGAUUCCUACAGUCACUACCCAACUGGACUGCUGCUAUACAACAGGAUGCGAAGCUUAACGCUGACGAUUUAAAGCAAGCAUAUGAACGUGAAGCAGAGAUCCUAGGUUCGAGUCUCGGUGAUGGCGCCGUCACUCGCAAGGAAAUCAUUUCUGAUAUCAACGCGCUUGCUGAUCUAGCUGUGUUAUGUGAGACUAUGGACUGGCUAAGCACCAACAUCAGGGGUCUGCCAUCAGUGCUGGGAGGUCCGGGAGGCCUCACGAAGCUUUCUGACAAGUUCCUCAACGAUUUAUCCUCAGCCGCCAUGAUAUUCGACGAGAUAGCACAUAAGUGUUUACUGUUUCUUCAUUUAGAGUUACGCAUCGAAUGCUUCCACUACCUGGGUCAAGAGGACCGCGUGGACGGCGCGGAUGACACUCAGAGCGAUGGAUCGCCGGCGGGCGGGGCGGCGUUGUUAGCACAUGCGUUACUGACUUUCCAUGAACAUGCUGCACCUGUGUUGGCGCCGCAUAGACUUACCUACGUGCUAGCGGGUCUGGGUGAGAUGAUGUCGGCAGGCGUGGUGUGGCGCUGGCAGGGCGAGGCGGGGGCUCGAGGCGACAACGCGCGCCUCGCCACGCUGCGACACUGCCUCGCGGCUCUCUCGCUGCCUCACCGCGGCCUGCACCGAGCUCACGCGUAUUUACACCUACUGACUUGCACGCCACAGGAAAUAAUAACAUCAGUUCGCGAGAAAGGCGCUCAAUUCACGGAGCUAGAAUACUUAAACGCUUUCAAAGUGAUAGAAACUCGUCGAGGAAUAUCACCCACAGAUAUGAAGAUGCAUUUGAAGCAACUAUCUGCCGCAUUGGGCCAUGUGGGCGUCACUGUGUAGACUGAAUUAUUUAAAAAAAGGUUUAGUCUUUGUAUGAAAACUUUUUGGUUCAUAUUUAUGGCAGAUAGAUUGUGUAGAGUGCAGUAUAUGCAGUAAUUUAAUAAAGAAUCGAUAAAAAAAUUGGAAGAUGGAUUCUAAUAUUAUUAAGGGGUCUACACACCAAAGCCGCUGACCCGGCGGCACAGCCCGACGGCUUAGUGCCGGCGGGUUAACCCGGUGGCUUCAGAAUGUCCAAGCCGAACGACUUUGCCGGCGGCACGACAGCCGCGGCAUAUGGUGUUCUAAUAAUUGUCAAAUACUCUAUGAAAGCCGGCGGGCAACUGACUGAGUGAGUGGAGAGGGAUGCCGGCGGCAUCGGCAUGCUGCCCCGCCGGCUUGCCCGCGCGGGCGCAAGCCGGCGGCAUGAUUGUACAAAAUAAGGCCCGCGGGUUGGGCCGCCGAGCUGUGCCGCCGGCAUCAGCGGCUUUGGUGUGUUGACCCCUUUAUGUUCUAUUAAAAUUAUAAGUUGUAUUUUUUUUUACUAAGUAAUAAGCUUGGCGUGCCUUAGCAGUGUUAUUUACAAGAAAGUAUUUAAAAAGACAGUUAUAAAUGUAUUAUUUUAACUUAUUUCACGCAGAAUGUAAUAUUGUCAUGUAUAAUUUAUUAGUUGUAAGUGCAAUUAUGUAUUAUUUGCAUUAAAAUUAUUAUUUACACA